UUUCAGAAUCCUUAUGCUACCUAUCAUCAACCCUCCUGCUCAAGAUCAAUCAGACUCCACUUCUCACAAUUCUGCCAACUACUUGUCACUGACCACUAAUAAUUCCAACUAUAUUAAUCGGAAUAGUGAAUCUUCUCCACAAUACACAGGAACCAGAAACUCGUCCCUUUCAAUUAACUAUCCGGAAUCAAAAGAAAGAUGUAAUAAUGAUCUGCUGAUUCCUUGUCAUCUAAUGCCACCCCGGGAUCCAUACGCUUCCCGACUUUCAACGUCAUCUGCUUGGAGUAGCAUUCGGCUCUCGGUACUUUCAUUAUCCAGGGUGUUCUUCCUUAAACCCUGUUCAAAGCACAAAUGCUGCCUUGGAUGUAUAUCUCUCCGUGAUGCGAUCCCUCUGAUUUGCACGGUGGAAAUUUUCGCUUUGGUUUUCUGCGCGACGAUUGCUAUCGAUUUCUGGAUAAAUGACGGGAAAACAUUCUACACCGACAAUUUUCAAGGCUAUGGAGCUCAAAUAGCUUUGAGCUACUUUGCGUUUCUCUUUCUGUCAAUUGCAAUAAUUUUGUUCACUCUCUCUAUGUGGAAGAGCAGAAGGAGGAAUUGGUAUUUUAUACAUGUUAUUUGGCAGUGGACCAUCAUUGAGUUCUUCGCAUUUUUCAUCUACAUUAUUAUGACGUGGACAAAACCCCCGAGAGACAGUCAAAACGGAAUACUUAUGCCUAGUGCUUGUGUUCUAAUUGGAGUUACAUUGUUUGCGGCAUUAGUGGAAACUUGGUGGUUGAUAAUUUUUGUAGAUGCAAUGCUUUUUGAAAGAUCAAAUGAUUUGUAUGGAAGUCGGAGGGCUUCCAAUGAAAAUCGAGAGGAUUUGGAAUCGGAAAGUUCAAAUAGCCCAACACCCGUGCGGCCGAGCAUUCAAAUCAAGGAGGUUUAAAUGCGUUGUUUUAGUAAUUUAUUUUAAGUUAUACAUUAAACAGCUUACAUGUAAAUUUCACAUUUUUGGAUUAUAAAAAUCAU
Caenorhabditis elegans is the source of this 1008-nucleotide messenger RNA. It is a transcript of the gene ZC13.10, whose product is annotated as MARVEL domain-containing protein. Lineage: Eukaryota; Metazoa; Nematoda; Chromadorea; Rhabditida; Rhabditidae. The record is from RefSeq and is marked reviewed. The transcript has 7 exons. The coding region runs from base 14 to 925 and encodes 303 amino acids.